AGCUUCACACAGCACCGAGUAAACCUCCCCCAACUCAAAUCCAACGAAAUGGCUUACAAGAUCGUUUUUGCUUUGGCUAUGUUCGCCGUGGCUCAGGCUGCAGUGCUGAGAACUGUUGCCCCCGUUGCCGUGGCACCUGCAAGUGUGCUGGCCAAGACCGUUGAACUGGAGGAGGUUGAUCCCCAUCCCCAGUACUCCUACAGCUACGACGUCCAGGACACUCUCUCCGGCGACUCCAAGGGACAGUUCGAGGAGCGUGAUGGCGACAUUGUGCGUGGCGAAUACUCUCUGAUCGAUGCCGAUGGCUUCAAGCGCACCGUCACCUACACCGCUGAUCCCAUCAACGGUUUCAAUGCCGUCGUCCGUCGUGAACCCAUCGUCGCCGUUGCCGAGCCCUUGGUGAAGGCUGCCCCUGUUGCUGUUGCCGCUCCUCUGGUCCGCUCUGCUCCAGUUGCUGUUGCCGCUCCUCUGGUCCGCUCUGCUCCCGUGGCUGUUGCUGCUCCUUUGACCGCCCCUCUGGUCCGCUCUGCACCCAUUGCUCUCUCUGCACCCCUUGUCCGCUCAGCUCCUCUUGCGGUUGCAGCUCCAGCCAUUGCUGCGCCCCUGAGAUACACAGCGCCUGCCUACGCCGUGAGGAACCUGUAAACUCUUCAAUCCCAGACCUGAUUUGAUUCCAUGUUCGGUUUAUGAUUUUACAAUUAAA
Molecule: messenger RNA, 703 nt
Organism: Drosophila nasuta
Lineage: Eukaryota; Metazoa; Arthropoda; Insecta; Diptera; Drosophilidae
Gene: Ccp84Ae
Product: chitin-binding domain-containing protein Ccp84Ae
Exons: 2
Coding region: 49-645 (198 amino acids)
Cellular component (GO): extracellular matrix
Source: RefSeq, a predicted model, not a curated record